Messenger RNA from Habropoda laboriosa, 5059 nucleotides. It is a transcript of the gene Eip93F, whose product is annotated as mushroom body large-type Kenyon cell-specific protein 1. The transcript has 7 exons. Gene Ontology annotation, molecular function: DNA binding. Bases 87 to 3707 code for a protein of 1206 amino acids. The record is from RefSeq and is a predicted model, not a curated record. Gene Ontology annotation, biological process: regulation of transcription by RNA polymerase II. Gene Ontology annotation, cellular component: nucleus. Lineage: Eukaryota; Metazoa; Arthropoda; Insecta; Hymenoptera; Apidae.
CGGUGGCGAGGGCGGCCACGAGCUCGACAACCACGACCACGGCAACGGGAACGAGCGGCGCGUCGCCGAGCACCACGGCUGCUGCUAUGACCACCGGAACCACCACGAUUCCGACCAGGCGACGACGCAAACGCCGGCAAAACGACGGAGAGACCACCGACGACAGAGAGGACGACGACGAGAACGAGGAAGAGGAAGAUGGUCGGGGGCUGAUCGAGGCGGAGAAGCGACUGAAACUCGACGAGGAUGCGGACAGGCCCGUCAGUCCUCUCAGAAGGGAAAAGGAGGGAGGAAGAACUCGGGAUUAUCCGACUGCCAACGCUACCGACACGGAAGGGACCAAGGAACGGACGGAGGAAGUCGCGUUGGAGCGGACACCGGUGACGCAGGGCUUGCUGAGAGUGAAAAAGGAGGAGGAGCUGCAAGAGGCGCCGAGUUCUGGAGGCGGCCCAACGAUAUCGACGACACCUGCGUCGGAUACGGAUGGGACCAGGUCAGGGUUGCCGUGUCGGGAGGUUGAUGCAACCGGCAGGAACACGGUAGCGCCGUUUUUCAUUGGAACUCGACGCACCAGCCCGCCGCCAGAAGACUGGAAGCCGUUAGACAAGUGUUACUUUUGCCUGGACGGCAAGCUACCGCACGAUGAUCAACCACCCCUCGAUAACAACAUAUCUCUAUUGGAGCAACAGAAAAUACCUCUAAGGAUGACAGCAGGUAUCGACCCCAAGAGUAUCUUUAAUUCUUGUUACCGCGCGAAACCGCGUAUGACCGGGACGGUGGCGGCUGUGGCGGCGGCGGCAGCUGCGGCAGGCGUCGGUGGUGUCCCCGUGGUGGGUGCCGGGGGUGGCCGGAGGGCCUACACCGAGGAGGAGCUGCAGGCUGCGCUCAGGGAUAUCCAGAGUGGCAAGCUUGGCACACGAAGGGCGGCCGUGAUCUACGGGAUACCACGUAGCACCCUGCGCAACAAGGUCUACAAGCUUGCGAUGGAGCGCGAAAGGGACGCGACCCUGUCUAGCACCCACUCACACCCUCACGAGCCCGGCGCCCCAGCCACCACCACCACGACCAUCACCACCACCACCACCACCACCACUACUACUACUACUACUACUACAACACCACCAAAUACGACCCAAAACGCCUCCGCGACCACUCCGACCCCGCAAGUGGACGAGGUGGACGACAAAGAACUGUCGGGUGCGGAAGAGGAGAAAGAAGUCGAGAAAGCUCUGUUGAAGCCACUGUUGUCCUUGGAGGAUCUGGUGAGGUUCUCAGCCCUCGAAGGAAGCGGCGGAGAUUCCCUGAGAACGUUGCUGCAACGAGGACAAGAGACCGGAGCCGAAUGGCCAGGGCUAGAACACGCGAACAUCGGUCCGUACAUACAAAAGAUGCUCGCAGCAGCUGCGCCGUUCAAAGGCAUGGAGUCGCAAGACUAUCGCAUUCCAGAGGUGAUGAGAAGACUGAUGAGCGAAGACAAGAGGCUAAACAAGAGCGUAAACGGGGACCAGUCGCAGCCACCGCAUCAGCAGCUUCAUCAUCAUCAUCAUCAAUCGACGCAUCCGCAGGCGCAGUCGCAGGCGCAACAGCAGCAGCAGCAACAGCAGCAACGCGGACCGAUCACCAACGACGACUUUAAUCCCAACAUCGAGGAGGAGGCGAGCGACAGCGCUCAAGGUAGAGCGAUUCUGAAGAUUCCGUCCUACAAGCCCGCCAGUACCCCUGGAUGUUCGAGCAAAAACGGCGAGCCAACGUCUGCGGCGUUCGCCCAAGGGUUCGCCGCCGCUGCCUCGAGUCCGGGCCUUCUGGAACGAGCCAGUCCGGCGUUCUCCGGCACCAGCAGCCCGACCAAUUCGCUGGUCGGGAAAACGGUCGCCGUGAAUUUCCGUGACGUGAUCGCGAAGAGCAUCAGCGUGAAAUUCCAAGAGGGUCAGUCGGUCGCCGCGUCUGGAAUGCCCGGGUGUCAACAGGCCGGGGUAGUACAGUCGCAGCAAACCAUGAUGAACGACCCUAGCCCGUUCAAGAGGGGACGAUACACUCCACCUCAGCCAUCCUCGCAGCAGUCGCAGUCGCAGGCGAAACCGCAGGCUCAGGAGGCGAACAAACCGAAACCGGCUACCGGCGGCAAGGGAACCAGACCGAAACGCGGCAAGUACAGGAACUACGACAGGGAUAGCCUGGUCGAGGCUGUACGCGCUGUUCAGCGGGGUGAAAUGAGCGUGCAUCGCGCAGGCAGCUAUUACGGAGUACCACACUCCACCCUCGAGUACAAAGUGAAGGAACGGCAUCUGAUGAGGCCAAGGAAGAGGGACCAGAAGCAGUCGGACGACAAAACGAAAGAGACCGUGACAGCGGCGGCUGCCGCCGCGAACAUUCGACCAGGCACGGCGGACAAGAAACCUCAGCUGAAGCCGCAGAAGCCGUUCACACCUCCCGGCGGUAUACCAGGCCCGAACGGGAUCAAGAUGCCCCCGUUCAUGGAGGGUAUGCCUCCUCUACCGUUCACGCCGUUCAACUUCUGGAGUCCGCCGCCGUUCAUACCAUCGCCGUUCAUGGCUGGAGCGCCCAACGUCCCGACCAUCUUACCGGAGCAGUACUUCGCGACCAGCAGGAUUCGCGGGUUGCAGGAACAACAGAGAAACGCGGCGAUGGUGCAACAACAGCAGCAACGAGACAGGGACGGUAUCGGCGUGGCCGCGGCGACCGCCGAAUCACCUGGGACCUCGAAUUCGCGCAGCACGCCGAUGAGCAAAGGGCCGAGAGAGGUGUCCGAGAGCUUGUACGACGGUUCCGGGGCGAACGGUAGUUUCCUGGACAAUUUGAUCAGGUCGAGCCUCGAGACGGGAAUUCCAAGGGACCAGAGGGCGAUGACCGAGGCGAGGAACCAGCAACAGUCCUCGUCGCAGCAGCAACUCCCGGAAUCGAUGAGGAGUAAAACGUUGAUCGAUCAGCUGUGCAGAAACUCGAGGAGGACACCGGUGCCGCGGUUAGCUCCGGACAGCAGCGAGGACGAGAGUUACAGGGGACCGUCCGCAACCGGAAGGCCGGUCCCCGAGCGACCGGAACGUGUGCCCACCGUUGACCUCAGCCCGUCACCGUCCGACCGCGGUCGGAACGACGACGGUAGCGAUCGUCUCACGUCCCCACCGACUCCUCUCUCGAUAUCGAGAGCCGGUAGCAGAGACGAGGACAGUACCCGCGACUCGAGGAUCGAUCGUAGCAGCAGGGAACGCGAAGUUCACAACGGUGGCCAAGAGGAUCGGGAUCGAAAGUCUCUGACCAUUCAUCAGCCGCAGCAACAACAGCAGCUGAAUCACUACCCGGACUUACACAAUCUCUACGCCGUAUCAACUGACAAAAAAAGUGCCUGUGAUAGUAAGCUUAUAGUAGAUCCUUCGAGCCAGAAGGCUCAACAGCAGCAGCAGCCGUCGCAGUCGCCGCAGCAACCACCACAACCACCACAACCACCACCACCACCACCACCACCACCACCAUCACAACAACAGCAACAGCAACAGCAACAACAACAACAACAGCAGCAGCCACAGCAGCAACAGAAAGAGUACGGUGCAGUGAGCGGACUGGUUGUACAACUGCAGCGGGGUUACAAUAGCGGGAAUAACAGGUCCGGCGAGCAGACGACAAACAGCCAGCAAUCGACGGAGCAACGCGGACCGGUGAUCAGUAUGGAAGACUCCGUUGAGCAGUAGGAAGAGAAAAAAGUCGGUAUCGUUGAUCAUCAGUCAAAGUAAAUAGAGAGUAAUACGGCGAACGGAUCCGUGUUUAGACGGUAAGAGCCCAUUACCCAUUGAAAAAUGCGAGUGCGGCAUGCAGUGCGCACUUGAACGCGUUUGCCACACGGUAUGCGGCCCACCCCGAGCUCAGGGCACCCUCUCUCCUUCGGUUCGCCGCUCGGUACAUCGCGCGCCACUAACGAUCGAAUCGCGUCUCUCUUGUCUCUCGUGAUCGGCUGACUCUCCGCGACAAAGAACCGGAAAUCGAGCAGGAGCCGUCGCGCGUCAGCUAUGAAAGCGAACGCGCGACCGUUUCCGAGGAGAGAAGAGGGCGUGGAAGCCGGAGGAGCGCCUCUUGCCGUUGGUGUGUGCGUGUGUAGGACGAGGGACGUUUCGAGAACGCGAAACGUGGCACGAAACGAAACGAAACGAAACGAAACGAAAUGAAACGAAACGGUAGUAGCCCCAGCCUGAUCCUGCCCUUUCCAUCCGGAAGCCCCUUGAACGUCGCGAAGCAACUUCGCGAUACACCAAACGAAAGGCGACAGAAAGAAAAAGAAUCUAUCCAAACAUCCGUGAACCCACUGCGAUUCCAUCAGUUGCACGCGCAUCCGGCACCACCGAUCUCCGUCCCAGCUGACGGUAGGUCGUACCGGAAGAACACUCACUUUUCGAUUAUGGCGAUAUUUCGAUUGGAGGAGAACGCGAACACUUGUAACGGUGUUACAAGACACACGUUGCGAUGUUAUUGUAACAUACUCAUACUCGAUUCACACACGCGUACACGCAUACACAUACACAUGGACAGAUUACACGCAGGUAGUUGUACUUUCACACACGUACAUGGACGCCUCUGACAGCGUCGGAUACACGCGGUAGCGCCCCGUACGUACGUACCAAAUGCGUACUACGGUCGCCUGCGCGAUAUCCUACGCGAAGGAUACCGAAAAUAAAGGAAGAAAAAUAAAAAUGAAAACGGGGAGCAGACGAACAGUACGCGGUAAAAAGCAGUCCGCGCGUGCACGCGUCCGUAGGAAAAACACGCGUUGGGUAGGAGCGCGCGGUGAAAAUUCCGCAGGGUUGCACCCGGCCGACUGUACGCGCGCGGAAAAAUCGUCGGCCGCCACGCACUAGGACUUUUCGAACGCGCACGGGAGGAGAUGAGGAACGAACAAAAAAGGAAAAAAAGAAGGACAAGGGUUAAAGAGAAAUGAAAAGAAAAAAUUGCCGACGCAGCAACGUAUUUUUUCCUCUAUCGAUGUAAAACUACCUAAUGCAAAAAGAAAAAAAACUUAUUACCUACUACUAACAUUACUUAACUCGUAAGG